This is a messenger RNA of Sebastes umbrosus (honeycomb rockfish), 2560 nucleotides long. Its product is annotated as neuronal pentraxin-1-like. The transcript is spliced from 6 exons. Lineage: Eukaryota; Metazoa; Chordata; Actinopteri; Perciformes; Sebastidae. Bases 1 to 1518 code for a protein of 505 amino acids. The record is from RefSeq and is a predicted model, not a curated record.
AUGGUAAACAAGGUGGCGUCAUCGCCACGGACCCUUCGCACUGAGGACAAACCCGCUGCCUGCUGCCUGCUGCCUCCCUCACUGAGGCAGAGCAGCCGCUAUAUAAAGAGCUCCCAGAGACAGGAGCGCACAGUGCACAGUGGACAGCUUCAGUGGACAGCUUCAGUGGACAGCUCCGUGGUGCUGAACAGAUUCUCUCUCUCUCUCUCAGUCUCACGCACGGCGCGGUGCGUGACUCGAACCAUGGACGGAUCCUCGUGGAAACUUUUUCUACUUUGUUGCCUGCUGGUUGCGGAGAGCUCCGCGCAGGACUUCGGACAGACGCAGUUUAUUUGCACGUCGGUGCCCAAGGAUAUGGACCUGUGCGCGGCCACGAUGCAGAACAGCGGUCCGGCGGAGGACCUGAAGACAACGGUGAUGCAGCUGCGGGAGACCGUGCUGCAGCAGAAGGAGACCAUCAUGAACCAGAAGGAGACCAUCAGGGAACUAACGUCCAAGCUGAGCCGCUGCGAGAGCCAGAGCCUCCCGGCGGCGGCGGGACCCGGAGGGAGACGGCCGGGGGUGAAGAACACCAUGGGGGACGUGUCCCGGGGGACCACGGACACUCUCACCCAGCUGGGACACACGCUACAGACUCUCAAACAGAGACUGGAGAAUCUAGAGCAGUACAGCCGAGGCACCAACAACACGGUGCAGGCGAACAGCCUGAAAGACCUGCUCCAGAACAAGAUCGACGACAUGGAGAAGCAGGUUCUGUCCCGGGUCAACACCAUAGAGGAGACCAAACCAGGCGCCAGGAACGACACCGAGCAGCGGAACCGAGUGGAGACCACGCUCACCUCUCUGCACCACCGGAUCACCGACCUGGAGAAAGGUAAAGACGGCAGGCCGACGGAUAAGUUCCAGCUCACCUUCCCGCUGAGAACCAACUACAUGUACGCCAAGGCCAAGAGGAGCCUGCCGGAGAUGUACUCCUUCAGUGUGUGUCUGUGGAUCAAGUCCAACGCGUCACCCGGCGUCGGGACGCCCUUCUCCUACGCCGUGCCGGGCCAGGCCAACGAGCUAGUGCUCAUCGAGUGGGGCAACAACCCGAUGGAGAUUCUCAUCAAUGACAAGGUUGCAAAACUGCCGUUCCUCAUCAAUGACGGGAAAUGGCAUCACCUGUGCAUCACGUGGACCACCCGUGACGGGAUGUGGGAGGCUUUCCAGGAUGGAGUGAUGCGGGGCAACGGAGAGAAUCUGGCACCGUACCACCCCAUCAAACCAGAGGGAGUACUGGUCCUGGGGCAGGAACAGGACACGUUGGGAGGAGGCUUUGAUGCGACACAAGCUUUCGUCGGCGAACUAGCGAACUUGAAUAUCUGGAAUAGAAAACUUUCUAUCGCGGAGAUCUACAACUUGGCGACCUGCAACAGCAAAGCACCGGCUGGCAACGUCUUCUCCUGGACGGAGAGCAACAUCGAAAUAUUUGGCGGGACGACCAAAUGGACAUUCGAGCCUUGCCGUUCGCUCAACUGAACUGCAGUUUACCGUCCAAGAAAGGCCUCUCUGUACUUCUGAGCUUUUGUCGUUCUGUCUUCAUUUGACGUUUGUUAGAGACUAUUUGAGUUGUUGGUAAGCUUAAAUCUGGGAUUUCUAUCAUUCUUAGGUAUUUAUGUGCAAAACAACACUUUUCAUCUUGAGGAAAAAAAAAAUCGUCUUGGAAACCUCAGUGAGAAAGUAUUGGUAUCUGUUUCUCCUUUUUUUCAUGUUCAGUUGAAAGCACACCUGAGCUUUUUGUUUUGGCUUAUUUCGACUUGGACUGGCACCUGGCAAUCUGCGCCUUAUGUUUGGACAAUUCACAAUCCAAGUGAGGAAUUACAUAACCGCUCCCACCCCCUUCCCUCUGGAAAGUGGGAGAUUACGCUGUCCAUCCAAUUCUUGUCAGUGUUUGGCGCUGUGAAGUGAUGUCUGACGCUGGUACAGCUCCCUGCAAACCAGCCCCCCAACCCCAAUCCUCCUUACCUUCACUCUGCCCCGCCCCUCCGGAACUUGCACUGUGACUGACGAAGAGAUCGCCAGGAGAGGAGGGUAUGUUGAAGGACACUGCAAAGUCAGACUGUGGUACAAGUCAAUUUGUAAUUGUCGUUCGCUUCAAGUGUUUCUGUAAGAAUGUCGUUAACUUGCCAACAUUGCUACGAAGCCUGGGUGCCUUGGGCUGGUACAAAUAUUCAGCACAUUCAGUAUGUUUUAAGUUGCAAAUUUCAGUGUUUAUCGGUUUCUGUUUUCCUUUCUGAGCUGGGUUGAGUUCCUUGUUUCUCUGGUAAAUGUAAUUUAAUUACAGUUUGUUAUCUGACAUGAUGUGUUUUGGCAGGUGUUUGUACUACUCUGUAUUAGGAAUGUUACAGUAUGUGUAUAGUAACAGCAUGAAUGACAGAGUGCUGUGAAAGCAUUGUUGAAAUCUGCUUUACUAUCUUCUCUGGGUCCGGGUUUUUUACUGUAUUGUUAUAUGCUCCAAGCAUGGCAAAACUGAGAGAUGAAGAAUUUAAUUUUUGUAAUAAAAUUGUGAUACUUAAUGUCA